This is a messenger RNA of Venustampulla echinocandica, 14283 nucleotides long. RefSeq names its product HC-toxin synthetase-like protein. Lineage: Eukaryota; Fungi; Ascomycota; Leotiomycetes; Helotiales; Pleuroascaceae. Gene Ontology annotation, biological process: secondary metabolite biosynthetic process; amino acid activation for nonribosomal peptide biosynthetic process. Gene Ontology annotation, molecular function: phosphopantetheine binding; catalytic activity. The transcript has a single exon. The record is from RefSeq and is a predicted model, not a curated record. The coding region runs from base 1 to 14283 and encodes 4760 amino acids. Gene Ontology annotation, cellular component: cytoplasm.
AUGACGAAUGCUCUCACAAAGAUGUUGGCGUCGACUGAAUCCGAGGCCGAGAAUACUCCCAAGCAAACGACACUUUUUGACAAAUCUAGUCACCAAGCCCGAAUACCACUGACAGACAACGACCUCGAGGCGUCUCAGUGCGCCAUGUAUAUUACCCUCGAAUCACGCAUGCAAACGUCACCAGCGGAGCACCAGGGUGACAUUACCACGAGAGCUUCAGCGGCAUGGGCGGUCUUGCUGAGCACUUGGGCCGCAUCAACUCGAGUUAUAUUUGCUUUAAGUCACCCAGAUGCUGAUGAAAGAAGUGUGGGUGUCGACCCCAUUGUUGUUGAAACCUCUGUCGACACAGACUUGACAAUCGCAGAUCUUAUUCGUUCCCUCCGCCUUCGACAACCAGAAGUACUCCCCAAUGGCACAGUCAAACAUCUCCUCAUACAGUGCCUCGCAGAGCGAAAUGGCGACUACGCUGCCAUAAAGAGCCUGACAAGAGCCGACAGCUCUCAGCUAACAGGGGAAAGCUGUACAUUGCGCCUAAGACUUCAAUUCACCGGCUCCGAGAUUCUCACGAGGGCUACAUUCGAUGCUACAGUGGUCGAGGAGGAGCAGAUGCGGCGAGUCGUGCACCAGCUUGAGCAUGUUCUUCGUCAACUGACAGCCGCUGCGGGCGACAUCUCAACCAUACGCGUCAGAGAUAUCGAAGUGUUUAGCCCCCAAGACGCCCACGAGAUGGCAUCGUGGACUGACCUUCCCACAUCGACGUUGGAUACCUGUGCGCACCACUUAAUCGAGCAACAGGCAAAGCGGCAGCCGUCCGCGUUGGCCGUAUCUGCUUGGGACGCUCAAUUCACAUAUGAGGAAGUAGAUGGCCUAUCCAACCGCCUGGCAUCGCAUCUAAGGGGACUAGGGGUCGGUCCAGAUGUCUUGGUGCCUUUCUGUUUCGAGAAAUCAGCGUGGGCGGUGGUAUCCAUGCUUGCCAUUCUCAAAGCUGGCGGAGCUUGCGUGGGCCUUGAUAGCAGCCAUCCCAUGUCUAGAUUGAGCAAGAUCAUCGAAGACUCUGAUUCCCAUGUUAUUCUCACUUCUGGUCGAUGUAAGGGCUUGUUCUCGGGCCUCGACCUCACCAUCAUACCGGUAGACGAAGCAUUUGUCCGAAGCCUACCCUGCGUACCUUUCUCUCCUUGUACUACAGUCAAUUCCUCGCACGCAGCCUACGUCACCUUCACCUCCGGAACAACAGGAAUCCCCAAGGGUAUCAUCAUUGAGCAUCGAGCCAUCUGUUGGAGCGGCGCCACGCAAGGCCGGACCCUCCGCCUCGGUCCAGCAUCCCGGGUUCUCCAGUUUGCCGCGUAUAGCUUCGACAUUAGCAACGGUGAUAUAUUGAAUACGCUCAUGAAUGGAGGUUGUAUCUGUGUGCCAUCUGAGGACGAGAGAUCCAACGAUCUGGCUGGUUUCAUCAGCCGCAUGGGGGUCAACUGGGCCUGUCUCACUCCAAGCGCCGCAAGCAUCCUGCAUCCAUUAGCCGUCCCUACUUUGGAGACCCUUGUAUUAUGUGGCGAGCCCAUCAAGCAAGAGAUAGUCCGCUUAUGGGCAGAUGCUGUGUAUCUGGUCGAUGCGUAUGGCCCGGCAGAAACCACCAUUCUUUGUACCAGCAAUCCCGGAGUGAAGCCUAGUAUGAGCUCUGCCAAUCUCGGUCGGAAUAUGGGAGCUAAUACUUGGAUCGUCAAUCCCUCUGAUCACGACCAGCUGCGACCUCUGGGUUGUGCUGGCGAGAUAGUCAUCGAAGGUCCCCUUCUUGCGAGGGGUUAUCUUAACGAUACCGACAAGACUUCGCUUUCCUUUAUUGAGAAUCCUCGGUGGGCCAUAGACUCGAGCUCUGACGACCCUCGUCGGCUCUAUAAGUCGGGAGAUCUAGGCUUCUUCAACACGGAUGGCACCAUCACCUUCGUUGGCCGCAAAGACAGUCAGGUCAAGAUCCGAGGACAGCGAGUCGAGCUGCAUGAAAUUGAACAUCAUCUACGCGCUUCACUACACCCGGAGACUGGCCCCGUGGUCGCUGGUGUUGUGUCGAUUGCAUCUCGGGAGGUGAUGGCAGCUUUUAUAUGUCUUGAAGACCAAAUAGAGGAAGAGGUCAAUGAUUUCAAACACAUUUCGGAGCUCACGAAAGCCGUUUUGGCUACAACAGUGGAAGGAGUGGCAGCAAAGCUCGUGGAUUACUUACCGGCGCACAUGAUCCCAACAGUUUUCUUUCCGCUCAAAACCCUGCCUCGCAAUCGGUCAGGAAAAAUUGACAGGGUUAAGCUCAGGGAGCUCACAUCUAGGUUGACUUACGAGGACAUUGCCACUUCGCAUACGCUGAGACCAGACACAAGAGAGCCAUCUACGGACCUUGAAAAGCAACUCCAGGCCCACUGGGCCUCAGCACUUAAAAUAGAACAAAGAGACAUUAGUGCCGAUGAUAACUUCAUCAGACUCGGUGGAGACUCCUUGACGGCUAUGAAACUCGUUGCUGCCUGUCGAGCAAGCGGUAUUCCACUGCAAGUUGCCAAUGUCCUGAGCGCUGCGACACUCGCGGACUUGGCGGCCACUGUUGAUCUCGAAAUUGUCAAUGAUCAGACCCAACAAGGAGAAGGAGAGAUUUCUCCCUUUUCUUUGCUAGAUAAAACAAUAUCUGUCCAGACCCUCAUCGACGCGACGCUUGCACUAUGCACUGACAUUGGAGAUGCUAACAUGAUUCAAGAUGCAUAUCCAUGUACUGCCCUUCAAGAAGGGCUUAUGGCGCUUUCAUAUAAGCAACACGGGUCUUACGUUGGUCAGGAAGUGAUUAAGCUGCCCGAAAAUAUCGACAUGUCCAGGUUUCAGGGCGCCUGGAAGCAGACGAUCGAGGCGUGCGAUAUCUUGCGGACAAGGUUGGUGUAUGGCGAGGGUGAAAUACUCUUCCAAGUCGUGCUCACGACCCCAGGGCCUUGGCUUCAGAAGACCAUUACAAGCUCUGACAUGCUUCAAGAGAUCCUAGACUCGGAGCGCAGUGUGGUCAUGAACCCGGGACAGUCCUUGUCGCGCUAUGCCGUCGUAUCAGACGCCUCCACCGGUACAAGAUACUUUGUAUGGACGAUUCAUCACGUCCUUUAUGAUGCUUGGUCCAUGCCAAUCAUUAAAAAUAUGGUCGAGAAGGCCUAUGCCGGCGGAGACAUUGAACGGCCUCCCAAUUUUAACCAGUUCAUAAAGGAGGUGAAGCAGCUUGAAGGAGAGGCAAGUGAAGAGUUCUGGAGGCUCUAUCUUGAUGAGUGCGAGGUACCAAUGUUUCCCACGAUCUCGACUCCUAUAUAUCUACCGGACGCCAGAUCAACUCUGGAUCACAGCUUCCAGAUUCCCCGUCGGCGAGAAGCGGCCUACUAUACCCUGCCCACGGUGCUGCGCGCCGCCAUGGCAGGUCUCGUCGGCUGCUACACCGACUCAAAUGACGUGGUGUUUGGCGUCACCUUGUCAGGGCGAAAUGUAUCGAUCCCAGACAUAGCCUCACUGGUCGGUCCGACGAUUGUCACCGUGCCAGUACGAAUUCGCUGGAGUGGGACGACUACCAUGGGCGACGUUCUGGUCGGCGUUCAGCAGCAAAGCGUUGACAUGAUUCCCUUUGAGCAGCUAGGACUGCAAAAUAUCCAGAGGCUCGGCGAGGGGGCAAACCACGCAUGUCAGUUUCAAAGUCUUCUCAACAUCCGAACUCUUCCCGACGACAGUGUGACCGAUAGUCAUGCUUUGUUUCCUCCUGGCAACAUCAUGGGCGGCGAGAUGGGAAGCUACGGCACUUACACUUUCAUCCUUUAUUGCGUCGUCACUCCAACCAACGAGGUACUCGUCAGAGCAGCCUACGACGAGAAGGUCCUCGAUCGUACACAAGUAACGCGAUACGUGAGACAAUAUGAGCAUCUUGUCCGUCAGUUCUGCACUCUGGACCACUCAGCUCGGAUGGACAACAGUGUCAUGUCAUCCAUUACUGAGGCGGACUGGGCCGAGGUGAGGCGAUGGAACUCGUCCAGUCUUGUGAGCGUUGACUCCUCUUUUCAAGCUCUUUUCACAGAACAAGUGGAACUCCGACCAGAAGCGAUGGCAGUCCGCGGAUGGGAUGGCAAGUUGAGUUACACACAGCUGGAAGACCUUUCCACACGCCUGGCCUGCCACUUGAUCGAGAAGGCUGAUGUCAAACCUGGCACUUUUGUUCCCCUCUGCUUGGAGAAGUCGGUAUGGAGCAUCGUCACAAUCAUAGCAACAAUCAAGACCGGAGCAUGUAUUGUCCCCAUGGAGCCCCUCCACCCGGUGCACCGCCGUCACGUCAUUGUUUCCGCUGUGGAAGCGAAGGUCAUUCUCUGUUCCAGGCAGUACGCGUCAGACUUUCGGGACGUUUGCGAUCAAGUCCUGGUUAUAGAUGAGGCAUUCUGUAAAUCGCUUCCCUCCCCUCGACUAGAACACUCUUUGUUGUCACUUUCAUCAGCCUCAUCCGCGCUUUAUACGCUUUUCACGAGCGGGUCUACAGGAACUCCCAAGGGCGUCGUUAUGGAGCACGGCGCUUUUCUCUCCAGCGCUAUCGCCUAUGCAAAGGGCUUCCUUCUUUCUCACCAGUCACGUGUACUUCUUUAUUCCUCGUAUAGCUUCGAUGUCAGCAUCCUUGAGAUGCUCACACCCUUGAUACUGGGUGCCUGUGUUUGCGUUGUUUCCGACCAUGAUCGUCUGCAUAACCUCGGCGCGGCUAUGGAAACGUUAGGCGCCAAUGCCGCCUUCCUGACGCCCACAGUGGCCAGGACCAUCGAUCCGCAAAGCGUACCUACACUAGAAGUUCUCGCACUCGGAGGCGAGUCUGUGGAUCGUUGCGACAUUGCUCAAUGGGAAUCCUCUGUCCCCCACUUCUUUGAAUGGUAUGGUCCCACGGAGUGCGGCGUAAUAUCAAGCGGUUUCGCCAGCCACAACUUGACCACCGAGCUGCACAAUCUUGGUCGCGCAUUCAACGCAAAGUACUGGGUGACUGCUGUCCACGACCCGAACAAGCUGGUCCCUAUUGGAGCGGUGGGUGAACUACUGAUAGAGGGGCCCAUUAUCGCUCGAGGCUAUCUCGGGGAUCUUGUCAAGACCGAAAAUGCAUUCGUCAAGGGCUUGGUCUGGGCAACGGACAGACAGGGCCGAUUUUAUCGGACUGGUGAUGUUGUUCGCUACGACGCUACUGGGAAUGUCAUUUUCCUCGGACGCCGCGAUACACAAGUCAAACUGCGCGGGCAACGGAUUGACUUGGGGGAGAUCCAGGCUGGUAUUCUUCGAUCUGCCCCGGAUGUGCAGUCAGCUGUUGUCGACAUUGUCAGCAUCCAAGACCCGAUGCUAGUGGCGUUUGUGUGCCUGAAGAAUGAAGAUGCGGAACACGGUGACGCCCAAAACCAUCAGCAUGAGUACCUUAUUCCUUCGUCCCCUAAGCGCGAGGCCUUCCUAUCGUCGCUGAACAACAUUGAAGCGCAACUCUUGAGCCUCCUCCCAAGAUACAUGGUCCCUUUUUUGUUUGUGCCUCUCUGGCGUCUACCCAUGACAGCAUCCAAGAAGCUCGAUCGAAAAGGUCUCUGCAGCUUGGUUGCUGCGCUGUCAAGCAAAGAACUGGCUGAGUACCGAGGCCCAGCUGUGGUCGGCAGAAACCCGUCGACAUGGGCAGAAGGACAAUUGCAGCACUUGUGGGCCGGCGUGUUAUCCAUGCAAACAAACGAAAUUAGCGCAGAGAGCAUCUUCUUGGCCAUAGGUGGUGACUCUAUCCGGGCAAUUCGCCUGGUGGCUGCUUGUCGUGCGCGUGGGUUACAGCUCUCGAUCCCGCAGAUAUUCCAAAGUCCCAAGCUGGAGGACAUGGCACUGCUCUUAACCGGAAACACUGGCAAUAGCACCGAGACUGUCGAGGCUGCUGCAACAAGCCGGCUUGACCUGGACCCAGAACCCUUUUCGAUGUUCAAUGACGAUAGAAGCCCAACUGCUCCCACUACUCCUGCGCAAAAUCCAGCGCUUGAGGAGGUAUUAUCUCAGUGCCAUCUCCACAAUGAAGCGUUUAUUGAGGAUAUAUAUCCGACUGCACCGCUCCAGGAAGGGCUCAUGGCACUUUCGAUCAAAGAAACCGAUUCGUACAAGUCCCAGUCCGUUAUUGACUUGACCUCGGCGGGUGUCGACGCUGACAGAUUUUCCGCCUCAUGGGACCACCUGGUCGAACUGACACCUAUUUUGCGGACGCGCAUAUGUAACACAGAGAGCAGGGGCUCUCUUCAAGUCGUGUGUAAAGAGCCAAUCGAGUGGCAUACGAGUGAGGACUUGAACGGUUACCUGGAGCAGGACCGCAGCAGUCCUAUGUCGUUUGGAGAGCGCCUUGCACGAUACGCCAUCGUUCGUAGUUCCGCGGCACGCUGUCAUUUCGUGUGGACCAUGCAUCACGCUCUGUAUGAUGCCUGGACGAUUCGUUUGAUUUUAGACCAUGUUCAUAGCAUCUACGCCGGUAGAAAAAUCGAGAAGCCUACGGGCUUCUCGAGGUACAUCGAAUACGUUACAGAGAGCAAUCAAGCAGCUGGAAGUGCUCUCAGUGAACAGUUCUGGAGAUCUCAGCUUGAGGGUGCAACCUUAUCUGAAUUCCCUCCGCUGUCGAGGCUAACAUACCACCCACGACCAGACACAAUCACUCACCACAGCUUCGAUCUUCCACCAGGGACACUGCUAGGAGGUGAGUACACUAGGUCUACGCUGGCGUUGGCCGCCUGGGCUGUUGUUGUUGGCCGGUACACAGGCUCUGCAGACGUCAUUUUUGGCACGAUUCUUUCUGGAAGAUACGCGCCGAUUCCAGGCAUCGAACAUGUCCUGGGCCCUACAAUUAACACGGUGGCAAUUCGCCGCAAGAUUGACCCAAAUCAAACAGUUGGUCAGUAUUUAGGCGACUUUCAGAAGCAGGCAAUCAGCAUGAUUCCUCACGAGAUCUUUGGCCUACAGCGUAUUCAACAUCUGAGCGACAGCUUCUACGAGGCCUGCCAGUUUCGAAGCCUGCUGGUAAUUCAGCCGGAAGGGCAAGACAAUAGCGAUGAUGCGAAGGAAAAUGAGGGAUGGCUCGACAAAUUCACUUCCCCCCCCGGCGAGCUGGACUUUGCUGGGUAUCCCUUAGCCCUGGACUGUACCAUGACGAAGACACGCAUCAAGGUCACCGCGACGUACGACUCUAAUAUGAUCAAUGCGGCUCAGAUGGACCGCGUUCUCCACCAGUUCAUCCAUGCCCUCACACAGCUAUGCCUUCCAGGAUCGUUCACCACGACGCUUGGCAGCCUGGAGAUUCUCAGCACCAAUGAUAUCCAGCAAAUCAGUGACUGGAACCGCCCGCCCUUACCGCCUGUCAACAACUAUCUAGAUGACAUGUUCUCUAAUUCUGCCCUGCUCCGUCCCGCAGCGCCUGCCGUUCACGCAUGGGAUGGCAAUUUCACUUAUUCUGAGCUAGAUGACCUCUCAACAUCCCUGGCACUCCGCUUAAUACAGCUUAGCAUUGGACCGGAGACUCCCCUUCCCCUUUGUUUCCACAAGACGAGGUGGUACUUGGUUGCUAUGAUCGCAACUCUCAAAGCUGGAGGCACUUUCGUGCCCAUGGACCCAGGCCAGCCGCUCUCGCGCCUCAAGAGUAUUUUGCUACAGACGCAGGCGGGGACCGUCUUGUGCUCGCCGCAGAAUGCUAACUUGUUCCGAGACGUCCCAUGCGACAACGUAAUCGUAGUUGGAGAUGAUUAUCUGAGUCACUCAAGGGCUUCAGUGGACGGUGCUACCGAGGCACUGAGAAGCAGGCACAAGCGGCUGGACGACGCUGCAUACAUCAUCUUCACCAGCGGCUCUACCGGCGAACCGAAAGGCUGCGUGGUCACUCACCAAGCCUAUUGCAGUCACUUGACGGCGCACGCCAGGCAUUUCGCAGGUUCGACAGUUCGAUCGCUGCAAUUCUCCUCGUACUCGUUCGACGCGAGCCUCCUCGAGAUCUUCACCACCCUGGUGGUCGGCGGUUGCGUGUGCAUCCCGUCGGAUGCAAGCCGUCUGGAAAACAUUGCAGGCUUUAUAUCAGACAUGAAGGUCAACUGGGCGUUCUUGACCCCGUCCGUCGCAAGGCUGAUAGACCCAGCCGCUGUGCCCACCCUCAAAACACUCUGGAUCGGCGGGGAAGGUGUCUCCCAAGACGACAUUCGGCCUUGGCUAGGACGCGUGCAUAUUGUGCAGGUGUACGGGCCGACGGAGUGCGCGGUCAUCUCCAGCCUUGUCGAUGUCGGCGAGACGACGCAUUCAAACGACAUUGGCAAUCCUUUGAUGUCCAACUACUGGAUCGUCGACGCCCAGGACCAUCACGUGCUGCUUCCUGUGGGAGCGGUCGGCGAGCUGCUAAUCGACGGCCCAGUCCUGGCGCGUGGGUACCUCGGGGAUGCCGCCAGGACGGCCGCUUCCUUCAUCGAGGAGACUCCUCGAUGGCUACGUUUGCUCAAGGAUGGAUACCAACGACCCCGACGCAUGUACAAGACAGGUGACCUGGUGCGCUACGAUGCGGACGGGGCCGUGAUUUACAUGGGCCGCAAGCAAAGCGACAUGCAGGUCAAGCUCAGGGGCCUGCGCAUCCAACUGGACGAGGUUGAGCAUCAUCUUCGUAAGGCUCUGCGGGAUUAUGAGCAGGACCUUGUCGCCGAGCUUGUACACGUUGAGGGCAAGGCAAUGCUUGUGGCAUUCUUGGCAGAUGCUAAGAGCAGUGAAGCCCAUGGCGGCUCGUCCGACAAAGACUUGUGUGACGUCGAUGCGGCGACCAGGUCAAGGCUUGCAUCGAUCAUCUCCACAGUAGAAGGCGGCUUGAUCGCCGUUAUGCACAGCACCAUGAUACCCUCCGCAUACAUACCCGUCCGCUGCAUCCCUAUGUCGACCACCGCCAAGACCAACCGAGCUCUGCUCCGGCGGCUCGUCUCGAGGCUAUCGCUCAGCCAGCUCAAUGCACUCAAGGUCAAGGUCAUCGAGAAACACGUUGAGCCGUCAACGCCAAUGGAAAGACGCCUGCAAGCGAUUUGGGCUACGGUUCUCGGCGUGGAGCGGCGUACCAUCAGCGCGGGCGACACAUUCUUCGGAAUAGGGGCCGACUCCAUCACGGCAAUCCGCCUCACUGGAGCGUGCCGUGCCCAGAACAUUGUACUGUCUCCGCGCGACAUCUUCCGGAACCCAGUCUUACGCGACAUGGCCUCUGUGGCAACGCUGGUCAACCAGGAUGAAGUCCAGGCUGUCGAUGGUGAUGAGGACGAUGAGGUGGCGCACUUCUCUCUUCUUGGACAGAUGAGCAUGUACCAGCGUGCUGCCAUGGAAUGCGGCGUCGCGCAGGAUGACAUCGAGGAUAUCUAUCCAUGCACAGCUUUACAAGAGGGCAUGAUGGCGACUUCGGUGAGAAUCCCCGGAGCCUACGCGGCACAAGGGGUGGCGGAGCUCCGGAGCGAUGUCGACGUUGAUCGCCUUAGGGGGGCGUGGGAGAAGACCGUCGAGCUCAACCCAGUACUCAGGACUCGUCUCAUUCACGCCUCGUCACAGAGCGACGGUCAAUUCGUCCAAGUGGUGGUCAAGGAGUCAAUAUGUUGGCAAUACGCAGAGUCUCUCAGUGACUAUACGGCUCAAGACAGCCACAAGACAAUGGGUCUCGGCCGACCACUCACCAGGUACGCCAUUGUAGACGACAAGGCUUCCGGACGACGGUUCUUCGUUUGGACCCUACAUCAUGCUCUAUAUGAUGGAUGGUCUCUGUCACUCAUUCUCAAAGCUGUCAAUGACGCCUAUCACCGGAAGCAUGACGAUGGCGCUUACCGGAAAAACACCAAAGAAUUCAGGUCCUACAUUAAGUAUCUCGAAAAAAAUACCAGCCUAGAGGCCGCCGAGGCCUAUUGGCAGUCAUCUUUACAGGAUGCAACACCUGCAGGCUUCCCACCCAUGACACUGGCAUCAGCACGCCAGCGACCUCAACCCGAUUCGGCGCUGCGACACACCAUAGAGAUAGCACCAGCCAGCACGCAGCGUGCAAGCGCCGCCUUUACCCUCCCAACCAUUGUCCGCGCCGCGUGGGCGAUUCUUAUCGCUAGGUACACCGACUCGCGUGAUGUAUUCUUUGGGACUGUCGUCACGGGUCGGACAGCCCCGUUGCCGGGAAUCGAGAACAUCGCGGGGCCAACAGCGAGUACGGUGCCUGUGAGGACCGUAGUCAACCCAGACACAUCGGUGUUCGAGUAUCUACGCCAGGUGCAAGACCAAGCAGCGGAGAUGAUGCCCUUCGAGACGUUGGGCAUACAGAGGAUUCAACGUCUGAGCGAGGGUGCGCGAGCCGCGUGUCGCUUCCAAAACCUCCUCGUCAUUCAGCCCCAGCCUGCCGUCACCUCCGACUUGGUCUGCCCGGUCCAGGUGGCAGCCGCUGGGGAUGUAUUGGACAAUGUGAGGGAUACAUAUGCCAUGGGCGUAGAGUGUUCCCUCGGCGAGCAGUCGGUCGAGGUCGAUGCUGCCUACGAUUCCAAGAUCAUCAGCCAUAAGCAAAUGCAGAGGGUUAUGAGCCAGUUCAGCCACCUCGUUCAGCAGCUUCUCCAAGCUAACGAGACGCGUCUGGUGGGAGAGCUCGAUAUGCUCGGUCCCAACGGCCGGGAAGAGAUUGAAAGUUGGAACGCCGGUAGUCUACUACUUGAAAGCGCCGAGCUGUGCUUGGACGGGAUGUUCGAGGCGAGCGUCCACCGAAACGGAGGAAAAGUUGCUAUCGAAGCAUGGGACGGCAAUCUCACCUAUGAGGCGCUCGACCAAGCCGCGAACUGUCUGGCGCAACACCUGGUCAACGUGGGCGUCCGCCCCGAGGUCAAAGUUCCGUUGUGUUUUCAAAAGUCAAAGUGGAUGGUGGUUGCCAUGCUCGCUGUGGCCAAAGCCGGAGGAGCCAUGGUGCCGUUGGAUCCAGCGCAUCCCCGAGACCGUCUAGAGUUCAUAAUGAACGCCGUAAAUGCGAAUGCAGUCCUGUGCUCCGCUGAUCAGGCAGGCUGGAUAUCUGGGUGCAAAAAGAAGACUGCGAUUGUCGUUGACGACUCCUACCGCCCCAGCUCUGACCACCAGGUUAUCAGUGGACGCACCGCCCUCUCCAACGCACUCUACGUGAUAUUCACAUCCGGGAGCUCAGGGGAGCCGAAAGGCUGUGUUAUGGAGCACCGAGCCUUUUGCUCCAUGGUGCCUCAUCUCGCACGAGGCGCCCUAUUUGGGCCUUCUGUGCGCAUCCUGCAGCUGGCUUCGUACAGUUUCGGUGCUGCCAUCGCCGAGAUGCUCGCAACUCUCAUUUACGGCGGCAGUAUUUGCAUCGUGCCCAGCGAGGCCCGGGCACGCCUGCCCCAAGUCCUCAAGGAAAUGAACAUCAACUACAUGUUUAUGACACCGAGCUUUUCACGCUUGAUCCCCCCGCAAGCGAUAUCCACUGUCAAGACACUUAUCAUGGGCGCUGAAAGCAUGACGUCCUCCGACCUUGAGAAAUGGGCUCCUCACGUCAGGCUAGUGCAAGGCUACGGGCAGACAGAGUGUGCCACUAUCAUGUCGUGUCAUCCCAACAUGACAGCCAAAUCGCAUCCCAGGAAUGUGGGCAGCCCGAUGGCUUCGAGGUUCUGGAUCGUUGACGCUUCAAACCCCGAUAUCCUGGCUCCCAUAGGCGCCACGGGUGAGGUACUCAUUGAAGGUCCUAUACUGGCCCGGGGAUAUCUCAAUGACCCCGAAAAGACGGCAGCAGCUUUUGUGAAGCCUCCAAGCUGGCGCAGUAACUUCCCCACGCUCGGUAAUUGCGAGCGUCUCUACAGAACAGGUGACCUGGCCUGCUUUGACGAUGACGGCACUCUUCUCUUCAUGGGCAGGAAGGACAAUCAGGUGAAACUACGAGGGCAGAGAAUCGAGCUGGGCGAGAUCGAGCAUCAUCUACAACGAGCCAUGCCAGGCGCCAAGGGCGUUGUCGUGGAGUUGCUCGAAAAGUCAUUGUCAGGGACCGAAACUCACUCCACCCUGGUAGCCUUCGUUGCCUUGGGCACCGAGGUUGCCUCUAAUGAUUUGAGCAAAAUUGAUCCAGCGGCAAUUGAAGCGCUGCAUGCCUUGAUUUCCAGUUCUGCUUCGCAGCUCUCGCGUUUCCUGCCAUCCUACAUGAUUCCAUCGGUCUAUCUACCGCUAGGCGCGAUACCCAUGACCGCAUCGGCCAAGGUGAAUCGACGAGCGCUCCGAGCAAUGCUCUCUGACAUGUCUAUGGAUGACCUCGCGUUACAUAGCCUAUCCAAGGUGGCCAAACGUGAGCCAUCUACCCCCAUGGAGAAGCUACUGCAAAAGCUUUGGUCCUCGGUGUUGCCCGUCGAUGUCAACUCCAUCGGGGCCGACGACCACUUUUUGCAAGUUGGGGGCGACUCUAUCAGUGCCAUAAAACUAGUUUCACUGUGCCAGUCAGAGGGUUUGAAGCUGUCCGUUGCCGACAUCUUUGAGAAUCCGACCCUGAGCAAGAUGGCAGCAGCCCUGCGCACAGCAUCCACAACUGAGCAGCAGUCACAUCAGUACCGCCGAUUUUCUACCGUCCACAACUCAACAGAAGACGGAGUCGUGUCCGACAUGAUUCGCCACUGCAUCGUCGACAGCAAUGAUGAUGUCGAAGAUGUGCUGGAAACGACAUAUAUGCAAACCAUACUCGUGGCUCGCGGGCUAAGAGAGCCCCGUUCCAAGGCAAACUACAUAUCACUCAACUUUACGAGCACGUUGGACACGGCUCGUCUCGAGGCUGCUUGUCACGCCCUCGUUGAACGUCACCAAAUCCUGCGGACAGUCUUCUUCGCCCGUCGACAACAGUUACUCCAAGUCGUGCUACGGUCAUUCCCGGGGGCCUUCAGCCACUACCAGUGCAGCAACGGCGAGUCUCUUGAGACGUUUGCAGACAGGAUGAUAGAAGAGGACACCGUCAAUGAUAGAGCCGCUCUAGGCAAGUCGUUCAUUCGGUUCAUGUUCUUCGAUGGGGGCGCCGCUGGCUUCCGCCUCACUCUCCGCAUCAAUCACGCACAGUUUGACGGCAUAUCAUUCCCGCUGUUACUAGAAGAUCUCGCUGCCUUGUAUGGAGGCACGGCAAGCGACGUAUCAAGCUGGCCCGGAUUCUCUAGCUUCGUCUACACCGCUCACGAAAUGCAUGACGCCGGCGCUGUCGAGUUCUAUCGCGGUUUACUAGACGGCGCUUCCAUGACAGAGAUCGCCCUGCACAAGAAGCCGCCUUACUACAACUACCCCGCCAGCCAGUUGCUGAUGCGACGAGUCCCUCGAGUCGAGUUCCUGGAGCGCGGCAUUACUUUUGCCAUCGUCCUGAAGGCUGCGUGGGCCAAGGUUCUGGCUGCGGUCACAGGACAGGCAGACGUUGUGUUCGGAUAUCUCGUCAGUGGGCGCAGCCUUCCCAUGGCGCAGAUUGAGGACGUCGUUGGUCCAUGUAUCAACGUUACUCCUGUUCGCGUGGAUACUAGACAGGCAAACACGAAGCUCGAGCUGCUGGAGAGCGUCCGAGACCAGAAUCUCCAAGGCAUGCCCUACGAAACUUACCCCUAUGACGAUAUUGUGUCCCAGUGCACGCAGUGGCCGUCUUGGACCCGAUUCAGCACGCUGCUGGAGUGUCAGGUCGCAGCCGUAGAACCGGGCACGAUCCCCUUUGGCGAAGGGCUGGAAUGCUUUUUGUCGGCGACAAACCCUCGGUCGGACCUCGCUGAUCUUGUCGUCGACGCAAUGCCCAGCACAUCGGGCGGUAAUGAGAACAUUAUGUGCAUUCAAUUUCUUCACAGCGCACAACGUGUUUCAAGCAGCCUUGUCGCUGAUAUGGCCGAUUUGCUGUGCUCAUACCUCGAUCAGAUCAGUCACCAAAACGAACUCGACAGUCCUUUGUCAUCCGUUACUUCCGCGUUUGAGCCGAUAGCGAUGGAUCCCACUCGGCUGACCAAUGGCAGUGCUAGCCAACACGCUUCGAAAGACGCAACGAGUGACGUUGUCGAUGCAAGCAAGACAGCUGUGAUUAUAUCUGAUGUUGAAAAAGUCUGGCGUGAGGUAUUCGGUGAAGUGGCGAUGGGUCCAGUGACUCCGUUCUACUCAAUCUGGAGUAGCCCCAUAGCGGCGGCCCAACUUGCCGAUCAGUACAAGAGGUUGGGAUAUCAGAUGGAGAUGGAGGACAUUAUUGAACAUGCGACUAUGGAACAACAGAGCGACAUCCUUAAUAGGGGGGAUGCACCAAGCUAG